Molecule: messenger RNA, 2712 nt
Organism: Grosmannia clavigera kw1407
Lineage: Eukaryota; Fungi; Ascomycota; Sordariomycetes; Ophiostomatales; Ophiostomataceae
Product: trehalose phosphate synthase subunit
Exons: 4
Coding region: 1-2712 (903 amino acids)
Biological process (GO): trehalose biosynthetic process
Cellular component (GO): alpha,alpha-trehalose-phosphate synthase complex (UDP-forming); cytosol
Molecular function (GO): catalytic activity
Source: RefSeq, a predicted model, not a curated record
AUGACUGUCUUCAUUGCUUCCUUAUUUCUCCCCAAGACGGUGCACUUUGACCUUCCCGGCACACCGCCUCCAGAGGAGGAGAGGACAACAGCCGACAAGUCGUCCAAGAAGAGACCUACUUUUGAACGGCAACCGAGCUUGUUCAAUCGGCAGGCCGACAUAACACCUCCCGACACCCCAGUUGCCGAGCGGAUUUUCCACCCUUUCUCGAGCGACAGCGGUGACCGUGUCAUCUUGCCGCUCACAUCGAGCGCUACACCGGCUGACAGGGGCUCUCCGGCCUGGGGAGCCCGACGAGAUCAGCCCAAAUCUCGCGCAAGCUCACCCCCACCAGUCUGCCUCGACAUCGACACCGACGAUGAGCACAUCAACGAGAAAGCAAAGGAACUUCGCCGCCAGGGCGUGAACCAGCCCCGCUCUGCUUUGCGAAGCGAGAGCCAUGACCGGGUGUUCUCUGCUGCACACUGGCGUAUUGUCAAUGCAGACCAGGGCAACGGCGGCCUGCGCAAUGCUACAGAGGCUGCUUCUCGAGAGGGAAAGCUCGCUGAUUAUACUUGGGUCGGCACUCUGGGCAUGCCUACCGAUGCUUUGGAGGGCACCCAGCAGAAGCAGGACAUCGAGGACAGACUUGCCGCCGAGCACGAUAUGCUGACCGUCUGGUGCUCCGACAAGGACUUUGAUGGCCACUACGUUCACUUUUGCAAACAAAUUCUCUGGCCCGUCUUCCACUACCAGAUUCCGGAUGGUCCGAAGAGCAAAGCAUACGAAGAUCAUUCAUGGAAGUAUUACGAAAACGUCAACCGGGCCUUUGCCGACACCAUCGUUAAGAACUGGAAGCGCGGCGAUGUGGUUUGGGUGCACGACUACCACUUGCUGUUGUUGCCCGCCAUGAUCCGCCAGCGUCUUCCAGAUGCGAAAAUCGGCUUUUUCUUGCACGUGGCGUUCCCCUCCAGCGAGAUCUUCCGCUGUCUCGCUGUCCGCACACAGUUGCUCGAAGGCAUGCUUGGCGCUAGUCUUGUCGGCUUCCAGAUCCCCGAGUAUACGCGUCACUUCUUGCAGACUUGCAGCCGCCUCCUGAAUGCCGAAGCCACAGCUGACGGCGUGCAGCUCGAAGAUCGCUUUGUUGAUGUCAUUCACAUGCCGAUUGGAAUUGAUCCCGUCGCCUUGAAUGCGCACCGGGAGGAGGAAGGCGUCAAGUCUUGGCUUGAGAUACUGCGCGAAAAGUACAAGGGGAAGAAGCUGAUCGUGGCUCGAGACAAGCUUGACCACAUCCGAGGCGUUCGCCAAAAGCUCCUUUCUUACGAACUGUUUCUCAACCUGAACCCAGAAUGGCGCGGAAAGGUGGUUCUGCUUCAGGUCGCGCUUUCCACCAGCGAGAGGAACGAGCUCGAUGCUGCCGUGUCCGACAUUGUCACCCGCGUAAACUCGUCGUGGGCAAACCUGGCUUACCAGCCAGUUGUCUAUUUGAAGCAGGACAUUGACUAUGACCAGUACCUCGCGCUCCUGACUGAUGCCGAUGCAUUGAUGAUCACUAGCCAGCGCGAAGGCAUGAACCUGACGUCCCACGAAUACGUCUUCUGCCAGGACGGCAAGAACUUUGAAAAGAAGCACGGCAGCCUCAUCCUGUCCGAGUUCACCGGAACCUCCGGCCUCUUCAAAGGUGCUGAGCUGGCCGUCAAUCCAUGGGAUUACCGUGCUUGCGCGGAUGCCAUCAAAAAGGCACUGGAGAUGCCGGAAGGAGAGAAGAAUGACAGAUGGUGCCGGCUUUACAAGGCCGUGCUCCGCCACACAGGCUCGCACUGGUUUACCGAGUUUCUGUCCCGUCUCGACCACGUGUAUGAUGAGCAGCACCGCCGAGACCAGACUUCCGUGCCGCGGCUUUCCGUAAACACGCUUUUGCAACAAUACAAGCGAUCGAAACACCGCCUCUUCAUUCUGGACUACGAAGAUACACUCGUCAGCUGGGGACCAGUGGACAAGAUUAUUCCCGUGAACCCUCAGCGCACGCUUGACGUCCUCAACGACCUGGUCCUGGACAGUAGAAAUACCAUUUAUGUCAUGUCUGGCCGGAGCGAGAAAGAACUUGACCGCCUCUUCCGAACGGUUCCGAAUCUUGGGCUCAUUGCGGAGAACGGCUGCUUCCUCAAGGACUGUGGGAGCACCAAAUGGGUUCAGAUGGCCGACAAUGACCAGAUCCGAACCUGGAAGGAAUCAGUCAAGCACAUCCUGACGUACUACAAGGAGCGCACCCCGGGCGCCGAGAUCGAAGAGCGACGUUGCUCUUUGAUUUUCCGCUAUAAGUCCGCCGAAGACUCUGAGUCGGCGAUGCGGCAUGCUGCCGAGUGUGCUGCACAUAUCAACGAUGCUUGCGAGGAGCAGCGCGUCCAUGCCAUCCCUCUUGAUGGGUCCAUUCUUGUAGAGCCGAUUGACUGGACGAAGGGAACUGCGGCGGAAAAAAUCCACCAAGAUCUCUGCAAAAAAACGCUCCCUGUCGAACAUGACAAGGGCCCGGUCGACUUUCUCAUGGUCGUUGGUGACGGCCGGGACGACGAAAAGGUGUUCAGAUGGGCAAACCAGCUUGGCAAAGACCAGACAGUCAAGGAAGUGGCCACGGUCAGCCUGGGAAGCAGAAGCACAGAAGCUGCUGCCACUUUGACCCAAGGCGUCAACGGUGUUCUCAUCCUGUUGCAGAAACUUGCUGCUACCGCAUAA